Pomacea canaliculata is the source of this 1554-nucleotide messenger RNA. Its product is annotated as phosphatidylinositol-glycan biosynthesis class X protein-like. NCBI's taxonomy places the organism in Eukaryota, Metazoa, Mollusca, Gastropoda, Architaenioglossa, Ampullariidae. Gene Ontology annotation, cellular component: endoplasmic reticulum membrane. Gene Ontology annotation, biological process: GPI anchor biosynthetic process. The coding region runs from base 44 to 775 and encodes 243 amino acids. The transcript is spliced from 5 exons. The record is from RefSeq and is a predicted model, not a curated record.
UAUUUCGCCAUUGGUUAGACUUACUUCCCCUUUCCUACAAAAAAUGUCAACAACUUUUUACUUGCUUCUUCUCGCAGUUUUCUUUCAGCUACAGUUAUCAGUGUGUAACGACGUUAUUGUGCGUCUAACACGAAAACUUUCGAGUGAAGGUUUUCACAGGGACCUGAAGACAACACUCAUUAUAGAAAAAAAUGAUAUCGAGACAGAAAAUAAUGCCUGCAGUGUGCUUUUGAUUGAAAGUUUGCCAUCUGGUUUGUAUGUUGACGCAUUCCAGCUCGAAUCACACGCAAAAAUGGGUGGACCUAAGGUUCUUACUGACAUGCCUGUUGACACUGAAGCCCCAGAAUAUUUGUCUGGUCAGCACGAACUGUAUGUUUUUGCAACCAUACCACCAGAAAAGCUGGUCUCAUCUGAAGUGAUGGUCACCAUAUCUCUGCCUGUACAUGCUCGCUAUCAUAAACCUAGCAUAGAUGUGGAUAAAAUAUAUGUUCCAAUUGUUAUGUAUCAUCCACGAGUUUUACUAAACUGUUCAAAACAAGAGUCAAGGAAGGUAGAGGCACCUUGUGAUGACCAGAAUAUGUCUGUCUGUUCCUGGGCAGAAGUAACUUACAGAAGCGAUUCUCAUUUUGUGGAGUUUCAAGUCCCAGUUGGUUAUGUGUAUGACACUCGAGUUGUUGUCUUUGGAACCAGUGUAGUUAUAAUACUAGGUUGCUCUUUUCUUUUGUAUAUUAUAGCGUUCUUUGACAAUUGGAAAAUAAAGGCUAAAGAAUCUUAGGAAACCACAGCAGACAUUAUUGUUGUCCUCAGGAAAAGAAGUAUUUAAAAUGAAUGUAUUUUCAUUGGCUGCUGGUGUUUUUUUCUUGUUCAUUGAUUAUAAGCUGUGAGAAUAUUCUACCGUUGUGAAUAUUUUCAUCAAAGUAAUGGCAGAAUGCGCAAUACACAUCACAGUGCUGAAACAAAUAAUUUCCAAAUGUGGUUUUCAUCUCAUUGGUGCUUUACUGUAUAUUUUUGCGAAGAAGUUAUAAUGAUGAAUAGGAGCUGUAAACUGAUGAGCAGAAUGCAACUUGUAGACUUUUUUUGUAGUGGGUGGGUUGGAAAAGCUGAUGCUUGAGGUCCUCUACGAGCCUUACAUGGAGGCAUGGUCUUAUGAGUGGUUUGUUGCUAAAUAAUUGUCACCAGCUGUCGGCCAUCCGGAUCUUCAUGUGACAGCUGCCUCAAGCAAUUGCUGAGCAAUAACAGGCUAGGGAUGAUGAUAUUUGUGUAUUUUAAAUCCUUGGUGUACAUUGAACCAGAGAUAGACUGAAAAUACACACUCCAAACUAUGUGAGUUGCUUCAUCCUUUUAUUUUAAAAGAAAAAACAUGAUAAGCUUAAUUUUAAUUUUCGGUGAGAACUCUGUUGUCCACUGUAGGAAACAAAUGCUAUAAUUUUGUACCAAGUUAUUAUGAGGAAAAAAGUCUUUACCAGGAAAAAGUGCUAAUUUCAGGUAUGUAUUAUUGCUUUUGCGGAGGAAAGGGGUUGGGCAACAGUUCAAAAUACACAAUUUCUACAUGGC